AUGGGAAUCUUUGGAAAUUGGAACAACAAGGUAUCACUGGAAGCUGGUGUCGACUAUUCCCUUCACUACGUGACAUUCCUCGUACGGAUACGGCUGAAAGAGGGCAUUGGGCUGGCCGUGAGGGAUGCGUCAGGCAGCAGCGACCCCUAUGUCCGAUUCAAGUACAAGGAAAGGAUCGUCUACAAGAGUAAUACGAUAUUUAAGAAUCUGAAUCCGGUAUGGGAUGAAGAAUUUUCGAUGCUGGUGGAUGAUAUCACGAGCCCGAUCGUGAUAGAGGUCUACGACUACGACCGUUUCUGCACUGAUGACUUCAUGGGCUCUGCCCAGCUCGAUCUCAGCCAGCUGAAGCUUUUUCAGCCUAAAGAAUUGACGCUACCUCUCACCUCGGUUGGAGCGCCGCCCGGGACGUGUUCAGAGGGUGAAGAACUCGGGCAGAUCGCUCUCUCGCUAUCGAUUAUGCCACAAACACAAGAAGAGAAAGAACAGUUCCUUCAAAAGUCACGAGGCGGUGUGCUGUCAUCACAAGAAGUCAAGGCGCAGCGGCUUGUCCAAAUCUGGAGCUCGGUCGUCAAUGUGGUUCUCGUCGAGGCGAAGGGCUUACAGGCGACCGCUCCCGGAGCCCCAGAUCCGUACUGCAAGUUCAAGCUCGGCCAGGAGAAGUACAAGAGCAAGGUCAUCUCCAGAACCGGCGACCCCAAGUGGAUCGAGCAGUUCGACCUCCACAUUUUUGAGGGAGGAGCAGAGAUGUUGGAGCUGAGCUGUCACGACAAGAGGACGAGCACUUGUAUCGGGAGAACCUCAAUCGACCUGACAGCCGUCGAACGCGACACCACCGUCCAGCAGUGGCAUACCGUUUAUUCUGUUGAGGAAGAAGCACCAUGUGGAAAAGUUCUGCUACUGUCCACAGAUACGGUCGUAGACUUGGCGGAGUUCAACCAAAACGACGUCCGCCACGCCAUCGUCCAGAAGUUUGAACUCCGCUACAGUCAUCAAUGCCUCAAAGAAGUCGGUCAUUUGACCGUCAAAGUCUUUCGGGCCGAGAACCUGAUCGCCAAGGAUCUGGGCGGAAAGUCCGACCCGUUCGCUGUGUUGGAAUUAGUGAACACCCGCUUGCAGACGCACACCGAGUACAAGACGUUAUCACCGCACUGGAACAAGCUUUUCAUAUUCUCUGUCCGCGACAUCCACACAUGCCUUGAAGUCACGGUCUACGACGAGGACCCAAACAACAAAUUCGAAUUCCUAGGCCGGGUCUCGAUCCCGUUGAUUACGAUCCGAAAUUGCGAGAAGAAAUGGUUCGCCCUCAAGGAUAAAAAGCUGAUGAAUCGAGUGCGGGGGGACAUUCUGUUGGAGCUGGACCUUAUUUGGAAUCCGAUUCGGGCAGCGAUUCGUACAUUCAACCCCAGGGAGCAGAAGUACAUCCAGCCAGAGCAGAAAUUCAAGCCGGCCCAAUUUAAGGCGGUGGUGAUUGAGUUAAAGGAUUUUGCCAUGUCGGUCAUCGAGUACAAGGACUACAUCUACAGUUGUUUCGAUUGGGAAUCGAGGAGCCGGAGCUUAUUCGCGUUUUUGCUCUUCAUCAUCACCGUCUACAACUUCCAGCUCCACCAUGCUCCAAUGGUCAUUUUACUCCUAUUCCUGAAGGGCUACGUCUACAGGCGCAUCGCGGACGGUCUCAGCCAUGGAAAACGAUGGGAGGAACGAGGGCUGUCGGCUGGUGGGAACUCGGUGGAUGAGGACGACGAAGGAGAACUGAUUACACCUACGAAACAGAAGGCAGAGGCAAGUUCCUCGCUGCGGGACACCUUCUUCUCGGUGCAGGAGACGCUGCAAGUAGUUCAAGGAGUGCUCGUGUUCAUCAACGAGUUGCUGCAGAGGAUCAAGAACACCUUCAACUUCACAAACCCGUGGCUCUCCUGGCUAGCUGUCGUCGUCCUUACCGUAGCCACCGGUCUACUGUACCUCGUCCCCCUCCGCUGGAUCAUCAUGGUCUGGGGCAUCAAUAAGUUCACCAAAAAACUGCGCAAUCCGCACUAUGUCGACAACAACGAGCUGCUGGACUAUUUGUCCCGAGUGCCGAGUGACACGGAAAUUCAACAAUGGCGCGAGCUGCCCGUCGAGCCGAAGAAGCAAGCGAAGGAGAAGACUUCGAAA
Molecule: messenger RNA, 2151 nt
Organism: Mesorhabditis spiculigera
Lineage: Eukaryota; Metazoa; Nematoda; Chromadorea; Rhabditida; Rhabditidae
Source: the annotation of a GenBank genome assembly